Molecule: messenger RNA, 627 nt
Organism: Solanum stenotomum
Lineage: Eukaryota; Viridiplantae; Streptophyta; Magnoliopsida; Solanales; Solanaceae
Product: G-type lectin S-receptor-like serine/threonine-protein kinase At5g24080
Exons: 1
Coding region: 1-627 (208 amino acids)
Biological process (GO): protein phosphorylation
Molecular function (GO): protein kinase activity; ATP binding
Source: RefSeq, a predicted model, not a curated record
AUGGACGCUGAAGUAGGAACGGUUUUUCUUAAGGUGCAGAAUUCCCCAAAUGCACCAGUCAUUUCCCCUAGACAGAAAUUGCCUUUCAAAGUUAUCAUAGGAUGUACUUUGAUUGGGAUAAUUUUGAUUCUUUCAGUUUGUUCUGCUCUUUCCAAAAAGAGAUUGGAGAAACGUAAAGCUGGUGAUUUUCUGGAUCUAGGACCAAUCUUACCGGGAAUCCUAACUAGAUUCUCUUACAAUGAGCUGAAAAUAAUUACACAAGAUUUCAGCAGAAAGCUCGGGAAAGGAGGAUUGGGCUCUGUAUAUGAAGGAACACUGAGCAAUGGCACCAAAAUAGCUGUGAAGCAUCUGGAUGGUGUAGGUCAAGUAAAGGAAUCAUUCUUAACAGAAGUAAAGACAGUUGGUGGCAUUCACCAUAUCAAUCUGGUAAAACUCAUUGGAUAUUGUGCCGAAAAAAGCCACAGGCUUCUAAUCUAUGAGUACAUGGUGAAUGGAUCGUUGGAUAGGUGGAUUACGCAAGAAAAUGGGCUUACCUGGCAUAAAAGGCAAAUGGUAAUAUUGACUGGGCAAAGAUUAAGAUAUUUUGUACAUUGGAACAUCAAUUUUGACUUGGACUUUGGAAUUUAG